AUGACAAAUCUUGUUAUCUCAACUUGGGAUGUGAAAAAGCUUUGCCUUGAGUAUGACACCGAACCAUAUUACCAAGCUCUAGAUGUUAAAGUCAGGGAUUUUGCAUCCGCGGUUGGGAUUGAGGUUUUCAGUCCUGUAAGUCAUACGCUGUUCAAUCCAGGGGAGAUUAUACAGAAGGAUCCUCUAAUGGUAUUGACAGUGAAAUGGGCUUUCCAGCUUGCUUAUGGCAAACUGCCCGGAGAGAUUCGGUUGUUUACUUUGUCUCCUUUUCAUUUCUGCCCAGUAGAUCCUCUAGUGAUCAAUUUUUUGGCACAUGGCAUCAGGAUAUCAGUCUCACAUUGGGUGUUGUUUUAUAUUCUCUUAUCAUGUGAAGACCCUAAACAGAGAGAUCAUGGGUAUCCGUUGUGUGUGGUUAUACCUGCUGUUAUUGGUGCCCGUUCUAUUAAAUGGCUUGAUUCUAUUAAUGUCAUUGCAGAGGAAUGUAAGGGCUUCUUUAUGCAAAAAGACUACAAAAUGUUUCCACCUUCAGUAAACUGGGAUAACAUUAAUUGGUCCACCAGGAGGCCACAAAUGGAUUUUCCUGUCCAGUGUGUAAUUUGUUCUUUAGAGGAUGUGAAUGCUGUAAAGCCUGGAAAGUGUUAUGAGUGUUCAUCUGACGAGUUCAAAGUCUUUGGUUCGAGUAGCUGGAGUUGCAUAAGAGAUUCAAAAGAAGAAGGGGCGGGACGUGUAUGUUAUGGUGAGCUACUUGAUAGGAAUUCUGGAAGUUUACUUAGUACUGACUAUGUAGUUUUGUCAAGUGAAUUUAACACUUUAUAGAACCUGAAGAAUUUUUUACUUAAUGCCCCUGCUUUUGAUAGUGUUGAUAGUUUGACCAUUUUCUUCAAUUUCUAAUGAAGGUGUUGUAGUGUUGGCAUGGAUUGCUUUUGCUAAUCUUUGAUUUUAAACAACUCUUGGCUGGUCUUAGAAUUGUGAUUGACCCUUGGCUGGUCUUAGAAUUGUGAUUGUUGGUUGGUUAUAGAUGAUGAGUUUCAUAAUAUUUUUCAAUUUAUGAUAUUUACUGUAGAUGGUA
Molecule: messenger RNA, 1069 nt
Organism: Rosa rugosa (rugosa rose)
Lineage: Eukaryota; Viridiplantae; Streptophyta; Magnoliopsida; Rosales; Rosaceae
Exons: 9
Coding region: 1-816 (271 amino acids)
Cellular component (GO): mitochondrion
Source: RefSeq, a predicted model, not a curated record